Molecule: messenger RNA, 2708 nt
Organism: Papilio xuthus (Asian swallowtail)
Lineage: Eukaryota; Metazoa; Arthropoda; Insecta; Lepidoptera; Papilionidae
Product: myb-like protein X
Exons: 2
Coding region: 104-2545 (813 amino acids)
Source: RefSeq, a predicted model, not a curated record
AGAAAUUCAAAGUUAUAAGUAACGAACGAGUCACAAAAGAAACAAGUGCGUUUAAAUGUUGUGAUUUUUUUAUUAACGAACGAUUUACGAUAUUAAGCCUAAAAUGAAGUUAUCUAUUAUAUUACUUAUUGCGGGCCUUUGUGUAGUAAGCGCUAAAUACUUACCAGAGGAAUGGGAAAAUUCGGACCAGUCUUUAAGUCGCUUUAAGAGAUUCGAUUUAGCGGAUUCUGAUACAUCAUCCGAAGACGAUGACGAAAACGAUUCAAAAAAUGAUGACAGUGACAACUCAACGGAUGAAACUGAUGUAAAGGAACAAUCUAAACGUGUUGCUAAUCUUGAAAGGAUGCGACAAAAACUAUUGGAGAAACAAGAAAAAGAGAGAUUAAAGCAAGAAGAAGCUCAGCGUAAAAUUGAAGAGAAAAUAGCUAAAGAAUUGCAGAAAGAAGAAGAGAAGCGACAGAAGGAACAACGUAAAUGGGAAGAAAAACUGGAAAAGGAAAGGAGGAAAUUAGAAGAGGAACAAAGAAAAAUUCAAGAAAAAAUAGAGGAAAAUGAACGUAAACGACAAGAAAAGAUCCAAAAAGAGAUCAAGGAACUAGAAGAAAAUGAACAGGAAAGGCAAGAAAAUAACAGCAAUACGUCAAAUAAUGAUGACUCGGAUGUUGAUUCAAUAGAAUUAGAAGAUAUUUGGAAAAUACACAUUUAUUCCAAAUAUGGUAUAACUGAGGAUAAUACCAAUGUUGAGAAGAGAGCGGCAUUAAGAAAGUAUAUGCAAGAACAACUGGGGCUUAAUGCCAAUAGUACCCAAAGCGAACGCCGUCAAGCAGUACUUCAAUUUAUACAAUCUGAAUUACAGAAAGUACCAAAUAUUAACACCUUGAGAAGUCAAUUUAUCGACUACAUAAAUUAUGUGGGUGUGGAAAAGAUUCGGACAAAAUUGGAAGGAGAUAUUGAAAAAUUAAAGAAUAAGACGGAAACACUUAAUAAUGUUAACUUCACUUGGGUUCCGAUUGCCAAACAAAAUCUUGAAGAACAGGUUUCGUUUUUAGAGACCAUCAAACAGUUUUUGUCUAAUUUGUUACCUAACUGGUUUAAUGGGAACACAGAAAAACCACAACAAGGUGUGCCGGUGACUAACGCAGAUUCUAUAAUAUCCCCUGAUUCUGCUAUUGUAUCUCAACAAACUAAUGAUGCUAAUCCAACUGAUACUAUUAAUACAAAUAGCAAUGUAAGCCCAAGUAACACUGAAGAUAAUGUACCAAACAGUUCUCCAGUUUCUGAUAAUAAUGCUGCGUCAAUGUCAACUAGUUCAUCUGUCGUGUCAGAAUCAACUUUAGUAGAUUCAGAAAAUCCCAAAUCUUCAGUUAUUGAUGAAUCAAAUCUUGUAAAUCAAUUAGGUACCGUUAGUGAAAAUUCUCCAACACCUUUAGCCACAGAAACAAAUGGUGCUACAAUUACUGGCAAUGAAGAUUCAGCAAAUGCGCAAUUACCAUCUGAAACAGAUUCUGUCACAGUAGAAGUUACAAAAUCAGAUACAGGUGUAACAAAAGAAUCUGCGCAGACUGUUACUACGGCUACCUCAGAAGUAAGUGGGUCAUAUCUUAACGAGAAGUCCUCAACAGCAACAGAUAGCGCAAAUAAUGGAAACAACGGUGAAACUGCUGCAAUUACUCCCUCUGAAGUCAACCCAUCCGCCGCUGUUCCAUCUGCCGGUGAUAGUACAAAUCUAAACAUAGAUGAAAAUGUCGAUGUUGUGAAUAAAAAUACUAAUAGUGCCACCGAAUAUUCUAAUAAUGAAGUUACUAACACCGCGGAUGCAGUAACAACCAAUGGUGCUAUUUCAUCUUCUUCAAUACCUAGUUCUGAUGCCCUUGAAACAUCCUCGACGACAUCUAAUAAUAACAACGAAAACACAAGCCCUGCUUCCAGCAAUGCCAACGAACCAAAGUCGCCUUCGGAUACGGAUUCUAAAAUUCCAAUGAAAGAUAUUGCUUUGGAAUCAAGCUCAGCAGUAGAUGGCAGUGUUGUAUCUUCCAGUUCAUCUGCUUCUGAUAUUACAGAAUCAUCACUUACGUCAGUAGCUAGCGAUUUUAUCGACCCAUCUGUCAAUAUAUUAGAAGUUUCAAGUACUACUUCUGAAGUAUCUAAAAAUGUUAACAGCGAUAGCAUGCAAAACAUACCGACAAACAUUAGUACAGACACUUCCAACAAUGAAGCAAGUGAAAAUCCUUUAACAGUAAAUGAAAACCAAACUCAAGUGAUAACAGAAGCCAUUGAAGUAAUAACUCCAGCGACUACUGUCAACGAAUCUUCUAAUGUUGUCAAUCAAGAACAAACAAAUCCUGAAAGUAGCAACUCAGAACAACAACUAAUAAAUGAAAUGACUACUGCUGUUACAGAACAAAUUUUAACAGCCGAAACAAAACUGCAAGAUACAUCUUUAGCGAACGACUUAAAAACUGAUUCGGUAACGCAGGAAACGCCAAUUAAUACCCCAGUCCCUGUUGAGUCUGGCGCAGCAGUUGUAGAUAUAGUACAGCAGUGAUAUAUCUUACUAUUGAAUUCUUAUAAAAUAGUUACUACUUUAGUUUAUAAAGUACUAAAAUUAACCAAUUUAAUUUCUAAGUAAUUGUUGUAAAAAUGACUAAAAUUCUGAUUAUUCUUGUCAUUAAAAUUAUUAAAUCGAAAUAAAUGUACAUAUUGUAAUA